GUAUAGUUCCAGAGCGUAAGCUCAUGCUGUUAAUAACAUUUCUGUAGUAUGUUAAGUUUGGCAUUUUUGUUCUUAAAAAAUCGGGAAAAUAAAACAAAAUGUAUUUAACUUUGUUAAAUGGCACCGGUUACGUUUUCGAUGUGGAUGAUUACAUGGAGCUACGUAUCAAAUACCGCAUUGUGGGCGCUCUUGUGGGCACGGCCAACAGCAAAGGUUGGAGCUCCAGUGAAGCAGCUCUUCCCGUAGAGCUUACAAAAUGCGAGACGCAGCUGCUCAUAGAUGAAGGCCUGGCCAUGCUGGUCAGCAAAGCCGCAAGCUUAAUGAAAUCUCCAACUCCAGAAAUAUUGCAGGAAUAUCAAGAAGAUUUCGCGGCCCGCCUAAAAGCGCAAGCUGAUUCCUUGAAGGCGGAAAAGCUGCGGGAAACCGAACGCCAUGUGGAGAAAAUCCUCAGCGGCAAGCGCAACAAGUUGUUAAAGCAGGGGAAAUCGGAUGAGGCUGCUGCACUAACUCCCCAGAGCGUGAUCCAAGAAGUCGCAAAUAAUUUUGAAUUCGAUCAUCAAAAUGCGCUCGUGGAGCUGCCUUGUCCGCAUCUGGCUAAGCACACUGCCCAACUAUGGUCUGAUCCGAUUUGCGACCGCGACUCGCUUAAAUACCGGGUUUUUCGUGAUCUGUGGGGCCGUGGCAAGUUCGUCACUUGUGGCGAUGCCUUUGGCGCCGACUUCUUAAUAUAUCCCGGGGAUCCCCUGCUCUACCACGCCUCCCACAUUGUCAUCAUUCAGUCAACACCUGCAAUACGUCCCCUGGAGCUGAUUUCCAAGGUCCGCUUGUCAGUUAUUGUCAAUAAGAGCUGUGUGUUUGCCUAUGAGGCAGCUGAUGAAAAGACCAUCGUUUACCAAACAGUCGCCUGGUGCAAUCCUAGCAAAUAGGUAAUCAAUCUACAGAUAUUCAAGUUAAAUUGAUUACAAAUUAACUAAAGACUUUAAUAGUAAUAGAGCACUACUAAUAGGGUACUAUGAAUCCUAAAAUAAAUACUUUGUACUGUGGUACAAAGAGGUACAUAAAAUUAAUGAGGAAUUUACUUCGAAAUUUUAAAAAUUUUAAGUGUUUAUGUUAUU
Molecule: messenger RNA, 1115 nt
Organism: Drosophila mojavensis
Lineage: Eukaryota; Metazoa; Arthropoda; Insecta; Diptera; Drosophilidae
Gene: Tsen34
Product: tRNA-splicing endonuclease subunit Sen34
Exons: 6
Coding region: 99-926 (275 amino acids)
Biological process (GO): tRNA splicing, via endonucleolytic cleavage and ligation; tRNA-type intron splice site recognition and cleavage
Cellular component (GO): tRNA-intron endonuclease complex
Molecular function (GO): tRNA-intron lyase activity; nucleic acid binding
Source: RefSeq, a predicted model, not a curated record